Molecule: messenger RNA, 3088 nt
Organism: Monodelphis domestica (gray short-tailed opossum)
Lineage: Eukaryota; Metazoa; Chordata; Mammalia; Didelphimorphia; Didelphidae
Gene: RAB7B
Product: RAB7B, member RAS oncogene family
Biological process (GO): endosome to lysosome transport; phagosome-lysosome fusion
Cellular component (GO): phagocytic vesicle; lysosome; late endosome
Molecular function (GO): GTPase activity; GTP binding
Source: RefSeq, a predicted model, not a curated record
GAGUCAGCCUCUUUUGCAAUUUUCCCCAUGCCUGUGCCGAAGAAUAGGGGGAAAACUCUUUGGGGGGAGGUGGCCUGCCCUAUUUUAUCUCUGCUUCUUUCCUUCAAAGUGUCUUUCCCUCCUCUGGUGUCCCUGAGGGACUGGGCAUGGCCCCUUGACUCCAAGAAGCCCCACAGCCCUGCUGCCUGGGCUGGGUGGCUGCCUUGAUCCGACUUGCUGGACAGCCACAGCCUAUUCCCUGGCUCCUCAAUGAACCCAAGGAAGAAGGUGGAUCUGAAGCUCAUCAUUAUUGGAGCCUUAGGAGUGGGAAAGACCUCCCUCCUGAAUCAAUAUGUACACAAGACUUUCUAUGAGGAUUAUCAGACCACGCUGGGGGCCAGCAUCCUCUCCAAAAUCAUCAUGGUAGACAACACAACCUUGAAGUUACAGAUAUGGGACACAGGAGGUCAGGAGCGGUUCCGGUCCAUGGUAUCUACCUUCUACAAGGGCUCAGAUGGAUGCAUCUUGGCUUUCGAUGUCACUGAUCGAGACUCCUUCCAUGCCCUGGACACCUGGAGACAGGACAUUCUCCAGAAGACACUGCAAACAGAACAAGUCUUCCCCAUCGUGGUACUGGGGAACAAGAUUGACCUGGAUGCCCGAGAGGUGUCCCAGAAGAAAGCCCUGGACUGGUGCAAAGAAAAGGACAUACCUUACUUCGAAGUCAGUGCCAAGAACGACAUCAAUGUGGAACAAGCAUUUGAAUUACUGGCCAGACAGGCACUGAUUCGACAUCGAGGGAUUUUCGAGAAUUAUUUGACUGAUUCUAUCAAGCUUUUGCCAUCGGGAGAGCCAAGGAAUAAAUGCUGCUAAUUAGAGAGUCCCAUCUCAGAGACAGAGGAUACCUUAGGAAAGGGGCUGCUAAUUAUUCAGGACUGGAAUUGGGUAGAAGACUUCAAGUCCCCUGCCCCCCUUCUCUAUAACCUUCUCUAUCCCAAGCUGCUGGUACCUGGUGACAAAAGGAGAAUUUUGAUGAGCUAAAAGGAUAAACCAUACAUUACUACUGUCUGAGAGCACGAGAAAAAGGGGAUGCUAGUGGACCCAUAAUAAGCAUUUUCUCUACUACAAGACAACAGAGGGAUGGAAGAUUUCUAGAAUCAACAAGUUCUCAAGCUGGAAGAGGCUUACAGUGUCACAGUUCUACAGCUCAAACUGGAUUCAGCAACCUUCUCAUGCAAUUCCCUCAUUUUACAAAUAAGGAAACUGAGGAUUUAAAGAGGUUAAAUGACUUAAUGUUGCAAAGGUAGUAAAUAUCAUAAGUAGUAUUUAAAUCUAGGUCUUCUGACUCUUGCCCAUUCUACACUCUCUCAUCCUCCUCUAUUGUACAGAUAAGCUAAUGGAGAUUAGGAAAGAAUUUGACUUGCCAAUGAGCACAGGUAGCUAAAACUAGCAACCAAGUCUCCAAGACAUUCCCAUGAUUUUUUGCAUCCCAAAUUUUUCCUUCUGUCAAAUCUCUAUUGAGAACUGUGUGGUAGCAUGGGAUAGUGGUUAGGCCACUGGAAUAUAGGGGUUUAGAUCCUGGGUAACCCUAAACAAGAUGUGUAACACCUUUUGGCCUCAAUCCUCCAUGGAGGAAUCUAGAUGUUGCCAAGAAGGUACAAAGAUAGUCAUCUUCACCAACCACCUAUAGAACCAGCUGAUAAUGAAAUAAUCAGUUGCUAGGGCAUUUCUUCCAGGAGCACUUAGGAAUGCCAAGUAGUAGGAAGGAUAGACAAGCAAUUGGAGGGUGAAGAUAGUGAUCAACCAUCACUUAGUGGCAUAGAGAGGAUAUAGUAGGGUACAGAAGAUGGAGGAGACUUGGUGUGAGUGAACAAUUUAAUGUGAGCUAGUGGAAUGUGAUUGAGAAGAGACUAAUAAGAAGUUUGGUUGGGGAAAGGAGGUCAGGAUAGCCUUCCUAUGAGAGAUAGACACAAUGGCCCCUACAUGUCCUUUCUAGUUCUAAAUCUGUGAUCCCAUGACUCUUCCCACUGUAAGAUUAAAAUUAAUAUCUGAUAACUCCAAGUAUUUUAUAAGAUUUAUUAAUAAUCACCUGAAGUAGAGAAAAUAGAAAGACAAAAGUAAAGCUGAGUAAAGAGAGGUUUUUCCUGACUACAGUAGUGGGAGAAGAGAGAAGAGAAGGCGGGGUUACAGAAACUUUAUCUUCAAAAAUGUAAGGACUUAACAUGAGGACAAAAGUGGGAUUCUGGGAAAUGCAGUCCUGGGGUACAAAAUUCUAAUUACAUGCCACCAAAAAAAAAAUGAUGCCCUACAAUUAUCCUCAUUAGGAAUCUACCUUCCCCAUCCUCCAUCCCUAUUCCAACUCACUUGGCCCUGGGUAUGGAUAGCCCAAUUCAAUAAACAUUGUUUUCUUGGAUUUAAUAUCCUGGGAUGAUCAGAACUAGAGAGAGAGUGAGAGCUUUAGUUUGACUGUAUGAUGCCUCAGUGCCAAGCAAAGGCCCAUUUGGGAUUGGGACAGCUGCCUUCUGAGAACAGUCUUCUUAUGGAAAGUACCAAAGAGCCCUGACUAGAAAAUUGGGAAAUCUCAGUUUUAGUGCCAACUGUGCCAAUUACCCUGUCAGCCCCUGUAAGCCUCAGUUUCCUCACCUGCAAAAUGAGGGUGAUGCUAUUAGCCUUCAAAAAGUUAUGAUUGGGUUCAAAUGAGACAACAUACUUUGAGAACCACAAUACUCUCAGGGCAGCUAGGUAGAGUGCUAAACCUGACAAAAGGAAGUCCUGGUCUCAAAUCUGGCCUCAAACAUUUCCUAGCUGUAUGACCCUGAGCAAGACACUUAACUCCAAUUACCUAGCCCUUACUGCUCUUUUUUAAAAAUAUAUUUUAUUUUCACAAUUAUAUGUAAUAAAAUUUUCUACAUAUUUUCCAAAAUUAUAAGAUUCAAAUUUUCUUCCUCCCUCUCUUCCUUCCCUCUCCCCUCUUGGAGAUGGGAAGCAAUUCAAUCUGGGUUAUACAUGUACUAUCAUUCAAAACAUAUUUCCAUAAUGUUCAUUUUUUAAAGAGAAUAGUCAUAUAAAACCAAAAUCCCAAAUAAACAAGUGAAAAAUCGCAUGCUUC